Messenger RNA from Spea bombifrons (plains spadefoot toad), 771 nucleotides. RefSeq names its product acrosin-like. Gene Ontology annotation, molecular function: serine-type endopeptidase activity. The record is from RefSeq and is a predicted model, not a curated record. The transcript is spliced from 5 exons. Lineage: Eukaryota; Metazoa; Chordata; Amphibia; Anura; Pelobatidae. The coding region runs from base 1 to 771 and encodes 256 amino acids. Gene Ontology annotation, biological process: proteolysis; acrosome reaction.
AUGAAGUUAUAUGUGAUUUUUAUAAUUAUUUGGGCUUUCCUAGGAACAUCUGAGAGCUCUGACUAUAGAGUCUGUGGAGACAGACCCCUAGCGGAGGAUUUCCGUGGCUCCCGCGUGGUGGGAGGAAAGGAUGCGGAGCCUGGUAACUGGCCCUGGAUAGUCAGCAUCCAGGAGUACAGGGACGAUGAGUAUUCCCACGUAUGCGGAGGUUUCGUCCUUAGUAAUUUAUGGGUUCUGACAGCUGCCCAUUGUUUCCGGGAUGUUGGCGAUGAAUAUUAUGGCUGGAGACUCGUGUUUGGGGCAAACCAACUCUCAGACAUGGGGGCACAUGUUCAGAUCAGAAUGAUAAAAGAGAAGAUCGAACAUGAGACGUACGACCCGCAUACUAAGCGUGAUGACAUCGCCUUGCUCCGGCUCAAUCAAUCCAUCAAAUUUGAUGACUACACUCAGCCUGCCUGCCUUCCUGCCAAACACGCCAUUGUGGACAAACUGGAUGACUGCUACGUCGCUGGCUGGGGUGUCCUCAAAGAAGGAUCCUCAGAAACAUCAGAUGUCCUUCAAGAAGCCCCAGUGAAUUUAAUUCCAGUUGACCGUUGCAACCGCCCAACCUGGUACAACGGAGCAGUGGGUGACUACAACCUGUGCGCUGGAUAUGAGCAGGGAGGCAUCGAUAGUUGCCAGGAACAGCUGACAGAGAACAUUUCAGAAAGAGGAAAGGUGAAAUACAAGAAGGAAAAGCAAAGACAGCGAGACCCAGUUAAAGCAUUGUAG